AUGGCUUCUAAAUUAUUAUGGACACUAUGUACAUGCUCCUGCUUAAUAGCUCCAACUAUUUCCCAAUCUAUGAGAAUUCAUUCAAGAAACAGAGCUCGAGAGUUACCAACAGUCAUAAUAACAAGAGAACAUUUGCGACGUAGAGCUCCUAUGUACGGAAAUGUUGGUGAUACUGCAGCUGAAUUUGUUGUUAGCGCUGGUUUAGAUACCAGUAAGUCGUCGGUGAGAAUAAGGAAAAUCGGGAAUCCAAGGGGAAAUGCUACUCACCCAGUUAAUCUUUUCAGAAACGAGUUCCAUAGGCCUGCAUCGCCCAAUUUUAAUAAUGAACACAGACGUUAUAAUCUUGCAGGUAAUGAUCAACAAUUCAGGACGCCAACCCAGCACACAUCUCCAAACAUACAUCCUCAGUUCAUUAGCCGAAGACAUUAUCAUACCGAAGCUCAGCAAAAUGUUCACAACUCAGAUUCUUACCAUCGUCGAAUUCCAGCGAGAAAACCGCAGAUACAAAAUAUGCCAGCAUACAUUCCUCCAAUUACUCCAUACCAUCAAGCAAUCAACCCAGCCAGACAUGCUUCUAAUCCUAGACCUCCCGUAGUUCAUCCUUUUGAGGUACAAUAUCGAAGACCAGAAAAGCGCCCAGAAGAUCAUUCUAAUACACGCAGGAUAGUCCCAGUGAAACCAAAUCAUUUUAUUGAUGACCAUAGUGUCAAUGUCACUAGCCCUCCACUCAGAAAUGACAGAUUCAAUGAAAAUAAAUCUGAAAGUAAUGACAAAUCUCUUGAAAAGAGUAGUAAAGAACGUGGGCAUCAAAGAAUUCCAAUACUACAACCUACAGAUAAAAAUAUCAUUGCUGAAACACCAGUUUUGCAUCUGAACGAUGUUAAAAUGCAUGAUUUUCGAGGACGCAUUCCUCAAAAUCCUCCUCUGGAACUCAAAGAUGAACUUUUUGUGAAUGAAGUGACUCGACGGUCAGAUGCACCACGAUAUGGCCCAAGAUCUCUCGAUUUUAGAGAGGAGAAGGAACCUGUCGUACGUCACAAGCGGGAAACCAAGUUCGACUUUUUUGAUGGUAGGACACUUGGAAAUAGAACAUCCGUUACGUUUGAUGAUUCUGCCGAUGAUUUUAGUGGAAACUACUCGUAUUAUUCAAGAAAAUAUGACAUAGAUGACGGCUUUUUGUCAUCAAAGGCAGUUGACGACGAGAACGCAAAAUCGCUACUAGCUACUCCCAAAUCAAGUGAAGAAGAGUUCAGCAACUAUCAAGGAACAAAUUCAUCCUUUUUAAAGUAUGGUGGCUUAAAUCAACCUUCAGGUUAUUUCGACGAUGAUGAAAUAACUCCUUCUAUAGAGUCUUAUCAGCAAACUACUGAUGAAAGUACUGGUGAAGAAAUUAUGUCUUUUUCUGAUUUUUUAGCAUCUCCUAUAGCUGAAAAAAUUCGAUUGCAACGUCAGAUGUUUUUUCGAAAUUCUUCCUUAUUCAAUUUUUCCACUGAAAGCUCACGAAACAGCCACCAGGAUGACCUUCUCAAAAAUAUGACUUUAUUAAGAAACAUCAUAGCUGCUCGCUUGCUGCAGAAUAUUUUGAAUUUUUCAAAAUUACCCCAAAAUACGACAAUAAAAUCUCGCUCAUCAAACAGUCGAUUGUACGAUCAUUUAGCUCCAGCAGAGCAAAGACAAGUAGGCAUUGUUGUUUCUCCUUAUGAUGGUUCCGAAAGUAUUACUUCUAAAUCAUCCAUGCCAGUGAUUAGAAUACUGAAGGGAAAAAUUGUUCCUCUGCCUGAACUGCCCCAGGAGCUUAUACCUAUCAUUUUGGGAACGUACAAUCCCACCUAUACAACGGAAACGACUUAUAAUGAUGAUUCAAAAUUGUCGGAAAAUCUUAUAGAGAACGCAAUCUAUACGUUACUACAGAAUGAAGAUCUUUUGAACGUUCGACCAGUAGUGCCAAAGUACAAUCAAUACAACCAGUACAAUCAUCAGUUAGGAAACCGAGGUAACCGAAAAUCUCCUUCAACCAACUACGUCGGUUCAAUGAAGUCGGAACCGUUAGUUAAACCUACUUAUAACUACAAGCCAAGUGAAUGGUCGUUGGGCCCAAGAUGUGAUAGGCUCACAGAAGAAAUUUGCUUGGAUGAUUCUGACUAUCCCAGUUCUGCAAUCAUGAGCAGCAUCUACAAAGACAAGGCCAAGUUCGACCUGAUGUACGCCGAGGUUAAAGUGCGAGAGAGUCAAGUGGAAGGACUUUCCAGGAAACAAGAACAGGCAUAUUCGUUCGAUCACUAUUACGGAGCGUUCCCACAGGGUGCAGGUUCAAAUUUGGUACCCAGAGACUAUGGCCCAAAUGGUGGAUUUGUGUGUCCGUCCGAAGUCCACUAUGGGAGACCACACAGAGCCAAGAAUAGAAAAGGAGAGUGGAAGGUGGUUGUAAAUGUCGGCGAGUACACACAGACUGUCAGGAUGGAAAAAUGCUUGGGAUCAGGAAACCCUUGCAAAUAUGUCGUCAGCCACAUGCAGUCCACUUGUUCUCAGGUCUACAGCUAUCACCGCUUGCUCGUUUUCAACAAGGAACUUGGUCUGCACAUUGACGUCUUCAGAAUUCCAACAUCUUGUACGUGCCACCUAAGACCAGGACAACCUUCGUAUGGCGGAAAAUUUUCUGCUUCUUCACCAUACUUGGUUCGACCCAACCCAUAUGAAGAAUUCGGAGGACACGUGGAAACUGCUCCGGCCCCCUUACAUGCAGAAGGUUCCAACAGCCCAAACGACAGGAAAAAGAACUCCUUCAGCAGUACUUUGUGGGCGAUACUCGGUGGAGGACAAAAAGGUGGAAGUUUAGCACAAGAACCUCAAUUUCUGGAUGAAGUUCAAAAGCAAAUUAGUUGGACACAGCAACUUAAGCAAUUUCCCCAGCUGCUGAAACAGAUUUCUCCCAAUCAGGUUCUGAAACAGCUUUUAGAAGAAGAUGAUGAAGAAUUCAGUAUAAGACGUCAACGCAUUCGCCCCAGGCCGCCUAUGGAUCAUAUGACAUCGAAUGGUUAUGCCAGUCAUCAAAUUCCGAUUGCAAUACCAUUGCCACCUCCUCCCCCGCCACCGAGGGUCAUUCAACGUAGACCUGUGGUUAAUAUGGCUCCACCAACCAUGGAACAAAAGCAUCUUUACCCCUUGCCGUCAGAUGGACACGCUAAAGUUAUAGCUGUCACUUCGUCUGAGCCUACUAAGAUUUUUAGUUUGUCAACAAACGCGUCACCAAUUUCUAACACUGUAAAACUAUCAACAAGCGAAAAUGCGCAAAGAACAGUCUUUAACCUGGUUCCAGCAUCAAAUGUACAUAGUGGUCCAUCCUUUAAAGUACAUCCUGGAAUGUAUCCACCGAACAGUGAAAAGCAGCAAGUACCUGAAGAAAGUUUGGCGACAAUGCAAUCUCAUUAUUUGGAAAAUAGCGGCGGUUUCCGCCCGGUUUUAAAGCCCAUGCCUGCUCCAAAAGGUUCAGAGAAAAAGAUAGUUGAAGAUGAAGAUCUUAUAGCGGUAGAAAAAUCUGCAGAAGGUGCUUUUAGUAUUGAGUCCCCUGACGAACAGUUAGGAAUAACAGAAGACCACAAUGAUUCGAAAAUAAAUUUUUCUUAUCAUCCCAUUUUGGAAUAUUUAAAUCUGUAA
Messenger RNA from Uloborus diversus, 3654 nucleotides. RefSeq lists its product as uncharacterized. The transcript has 6 exons. The record is from RefSeq and is a predicted model, not a curated record. Bases 1 to 3654 code for a protein of 1217 amino acids. NCBI's taxonomy places the organism in Eukaryota, Metazoa, Arthropoda, Arachnida, Araneae, Uloboridae. Gene Ontology annotation, biological process: regulation of Toll signaling pathway; innate immune response; central nervous system formation. Gene Ontology annotation, molecular function: Toll binding; growth factor activity. Gene Ontology annotation, cellular component: extracellular region.